Messenger RNA from Colletotrichum karsti, 1500 nucleotides. RefSeq names its product FAD dependent oxidoreductase. The record is from RefSeq and is a predicted model, not a curated record. Gene Ontology annotation, molecular function: oxidoreductase activity. The coding region runs from base 1 to 1500 and encodes 499 amino acids. Gene Ontology annotation, cellular component: cytoplasm. The transcript has 2 exons. NCBI's taxonomy places the organism in Eukaryota, Fungi, Ascomycota, Sordariomycetes, Glomerellales, Glomerellaceae.
AUGAUGUCGAAAUUCUUACAAAACAUUUCCAAGGCCAUCUCCCAAGAUCCUGGCUUGCCCCGGCCAAACCCAACAGUGUCUUCGUGGCAAGUCCCCGUCCACCCCUUGGGCUCAAUCCAAUCUCCCAUCCUACCUCAACGGACAGACUUCGCAGUCAUAGGGUCCGGCAUCACGGGCUGCAGCGUCACCAAGACCUUGCUGGAGCACCCGAGCGCCGCAGAUUCUCACGUCACCGUCCUUGAAGCCAGAACCCUCGUGAGCGGAGCGACGGGCCGCAACGGAGGCCACCUCGUCACCGCAUCAGGACACACGUUUGGCCCGUUGGCAGAGCAGCAUGGCUUCGAGGCUGCGAAACAAAUCACACGGUUCAGCAUCUUGAAUGUCGAGCAUAUCAUGAAGAUGGUCAGGGAGAUGGACCAGGACUUGCAAGAUGAGUGCCAGAUCCGCGACGUUCUCAAAGUCAUGGCGGUCGGCGAUGAGGAAACGUGGGCUGCGGCCAAGUCCUCUGUCUUGGAUUUCCAGAAGGCGGUUCCGGAACAUCAGAAUUAUCAUCGAAUUAUCGAGAAAGAGAAUGUCCCUGAGACGUGGAACAUCAAGAACUCUGCAGGGGCCGUUGAGCACAAUGCCGGUGCUGUUUGGCCCUAUCGCCUGCUCAUGGGUAUUUACGAGCGUCUUUUGAAGAACCACCAGAAACGUCUGUCAAUUGAGGCCAACACGCCUGUUUUGAAUGUUACGUUCUCACCAGUAACGGACCAAUCAUACCCCUAUCUCAUCACUACUUCGCGUGGUGUCAUACGUGCGAAAAAGGUCUUCCACUGCACGAACGCUUACGCAUCGCAUUUAAUCCCGCGAUUGACUGGCCGCCUGUACCCCUUCCGAGGAACGAUGUCAGUCCAGAAACCAGGUCCGGCGUUUAAAGAUGAGGGUGGCAAGAGAUCUUGGAGCCUGUCACACAAGGCUUCACUAGAUCCGGAGACGGGGUUCUACGACACCGGUCUUUACUACCUCCAGCAAAAUCCUUUGACGGGGAAGAUCUGGAUCGGAAACGAAACGGCGUACUUGAGAGAUAUUAUUACUUCCGACGACACGUACGUCCCCGAAGAAGCAAAACAAGCUCUGUCCACGGUGCUUCCGAGGCUAUUCCUUGAAGGCUGGGGCUCAAGUAAGACUUCAGAGAUAGAAGCCAUCUGGUCGGGUAUCCAGGGCCACACUGCGGACGGUCUACCGAUCGUCGGGAAACUCCCAAGCACAGUCCUCGAUGACCCUUUUGACGACGGGCAAUGGAUUGCGGCCGGCUUCAAUGGCUAUGGUAUGGAUAAGUGUUGGUUGACCGGCGAGGCUUUGGUCAGGAUGAUGUUCGGGGAAGACGUCGGUGAUUGGUUGCCCCGGGCUUUUGUUGUUACUGAAGAUAGGUUGGAGAAGGGGCUCACUCGCGACAAGACGGUGCUGAAAUUUGCUCAAAUUGCCCUUCCUGGAGGCGUUAGGGACACAAAGCUAUGA